CAAAACCCCCUAAUUUGGGUUCUGAAUCCAAAUGACACCAUGUGGAAUCCUCGAUAUUGCCAGAUCGACCCGGUCACCAGCUUUGCGGGGGCUGCUCUGUUAUGCAGCAUCGCGACAGAGCGUCUGUCCACCAGGCAAUCCGGGCUUUGCUCCGAGAUUCUGGCCUGGAUGAUGCUGCCGAUUGUCUUUAAGCUUGCCAGGCAGCCAGAUGCUAACAAAUUCUCAAAGACAGCGCCUUUUAGCAAUUUUCAAACUCGGUCUGCAUCUGCGCUAUCAUUAUGGAUGGUUGCGGUGAGCAUUGCUACGUUUUGUGUCUGGAAAGCAGAAAUCGGCAUGCUUGGGUUCUUCCCAGCAUCAACUCCUUUACUUUUGGUGGCUCAGAAGUAUCUCGGAUCUGAUUUGCGAACAUCUCGAUCUGACUCACGCUUCUCUUUGUGUGUGAACACCGUCUGGGGCACAGCCUUGGCAGCUUCGCUUUUCACUGUCAUCUUAUCGGACUGGGAUCUUCCAGGAUGUCUCCUAUCAGCUGUUCCAGUUGCUGCUCUGCUGGUUGCCUAUGUCAUUCUCACGCCCAGGACCGAUAGAAGCAUUCUGUUUUUUCCACCGUUUGAUAUUGGGGACGCCGUUCUUCCACUUUCAUUGUGCGUUGUGGGUGUAUUCCUCAUUGUUUUGUGCGUGGAAACCGUGAAUUUUGGCUUCCCCCAAGGCAAAGCCCUACCAACAUUAACACUGGGCUUGGUUAAAGCGUUGACUUGGUAUUACACAAUUCAAACAGCUCGACAAUCCUCCUGGCGUACUGCCACUGCGUUAGGAACAUUCAGCAUUAUAUCCACUCGCAAUCCUUUCUCGCUGUCAUCAGGUGUUCAGGCUUUAUCACAUGCUCUAGCAUCUUUCCUUGCUCUGGGCCAGGUUAUCCAUCUGCUUCCAUGGCAUGCGAACGCCAAAUCAGCUCUUUGGGCUUUUUCUCUCGUCUCGCUGGUUCCAUAUCUUGCAAAUACCCUUGCCAUUCAAAACUUUCAAUCUUCGCUAGUUCAUUCUGGAAAGCAUCCUACCCAGGUCUUGAAUUACAAUGCCAAAUCAGACUUCCAAGACCUGAUUCAAAAACAAUCACAGACAUACACAGCUGCUCAUGAUGAAUACCAACGUCGAUACGGCAUAGAACCGCCACCUGGCUUCGACGCCUGGUAUGAAUUUGCGAAAGCGCAUCAGUCACCUAUUAUUGAUGAAUUUGACAUGAUCUACGAUGCGGUCUCUCCGUUCUGGAAAUUGAGUGGAAAGGAGGUUGUGGACACCAUGAAUCGUGCACAUUUUGCACCAAGCAGCGAUCUAUGGCGUUGUGAAUUCUCUGGUGACCAGGCCAAAACUCAUUGCAGUCAUUCUUUUCGCACGUUCGACAGGCAUUUUUCGUUGUCAUUCGAUAACUUAUUGAGGGAUCUGCCCGGCGUUCUUCCAGACGUCAAAUUUCUUAUCAAUCACCUGGAUGAACCGACAGUCUUGAUUCCUUCACAACCGCUGGGAGGGGCUUCCCACAGUAACGGGCAAUUCGUUAUAAGCGACAUGUCGAAAAAGCCCGCCUGGGAUGCACUCACGAGAUUUUGCUCGUCCCAGAAAAGCAAAAAGGGUGCUCGCAAAAUACACACGGUGGAAACGUAUGAUCUCCCUUUUGUCACGGACCCCUUAUCUGCCAUGAGCCUAUGCCAGCAUCCCGAGUAUAAGUCUAUGCAUGGCCUGCUCAUGAGCCCUACAUCUCUUCGCCUGAUUGAAGGCGCAGUGCCGGUACUUUCAACAGGCUCACCGUCAACCAUGGGCGACAUAUUGUUUCCCAGUCCAGCUUACAACGAGUCCGAGUUUCACUAUGAAGAGGCACACGACAUCGAAUGGGAUAAGAAGCGCAGCAAUCUUUACUGGGCGGGCUCUACCACUGGUGGCUUUUCCUUGGAUAGCCAAUGGCGCCACUAUCACCGACAAAGAUUCGUCGAGUUGGCACAAAAUUUAAACACACGCCAGCAUUAUUAUCUACAAGAAGACGGCGGUAUAAUCAGCCGUGUGAAAUCAUCAUUUCUCAACAGCAGACUAUUCGACGUCGCCUUUACCAGAAUCUUCCAAUGCGAGAGCAAAUCCUGCCGCGAUCAACGCAUGCACUUUAACACCAAGUCUUGGGCCAACAAAGACCGCCCAUUCCAAUCCCGACUCGUAUUCGACAUUGACGGAAACGGCAUCAGCGGCCGCUACUAUAAACUACUUGCCUCGAAAUCAGCCCCCUUGAAACAGACCCUUUUGCGGGAGUGGCAUGACGACCGUCUCAUGCCAUGGGUUCAUUACAUACCAGUCAGCCAAAGCAUGGAAGAGCUUCCCGAGAUGGUUACCUACCUCACUUCAACUGAAGCAGGGCAGAAACUGGCUAGAGAAAUUGCGGAUCAGGGCCGGGAUUGGUUUUCAAAAGCCUUUCGGGAUGUCGAUCUGACUAUCUAUACUUAUCGGCUUUUGUUGGAGCUGGCGAGACUACAAGAUCCGGACAGGCCUGCUGGUUGAAUUGGGUGAUUGUUUCGUUUCAGUAUACUUAUCAACCGAUCCUAUCUUAUCAGUAAAGCAACUGGGAUUGCCAUCUGUCGCUUGAACAUGGACAUGAAGAACCCGAGCUCUGGAAUGCCAUGGCUUAGGCCAUCUUGACCAGUCUAUCUGCUAAUAUCAGUGUUUACACUGAUAACUUAGCAACAGAUAUCGCUGCUACAGGCCAUCUCAGAAGACCUACACACUAGCACCUCAAUUGUACUACAGGCACACAGAAAUCUGUCCCUUUAUUGGGCAUGGAAUGAUGUACAUAAGCCCCUUGAAAAUAACCUUCUGCAUUAAAAAAACAAAAUAAUUAAACAAGUUGAGGGCCAUUUGAGAGAUUUGCGUUUUGGUAUGGUAACAGUUGUUUCUUCCGCAGUCAUCAUAAUAUAUAGCGUUCGUAGAAUGAG
Molecule: messenger RNA, 2963 nt
Organism: Aspergillus wentii DTO 134E9
Lineage: Eukaryota; Fungi; Ascomycota; Eurotiomycetes; Eurotiales; Aspergillaceae
Product: glycosyltransferase family 90 protein
Exons: 3
Coding region: 40-2532 (830 amino acids)
Source: RefSeq, a predicted model, not a curated record